Rhipicephalus sanguineus (brown dog tick) is the source of this 5151-nucleotide messenger RNA. Its product is annotated as tachykinin-like peptides receptor 99D. NCBI's taxonomy places the organism in Eukaryota, Metazoa, Arthropoda, Arachnida, Ixodida, Ixodidae. The coding region runs from base 1120 to 2349 and encodes 409 amino acids. Gene Ontology annotation, molecular function: tachykinin receptor activity. Gene Ontology annotation, biological process: G protein-coupled receptor signaling pathway. The record is from RefSeq and is a predicted model, not a curated record. The transcript has 5 exons. Gene Ontology annotation, cellular component: plasma membrane.
CCCUGCACCAUGGACCUUGCCUGUGGGCUGACCCAGAGAGCCGUGGCUUUGCAGCGAGCCUUGACCCAGACUGAUAGCGGGGCCCCAUCCGGCGUCACUCCUCUGCGGUCGGCGUGACUUGCUUGGCUCAGCGGCGGCCGAGGAAGUGGGAGCCCGAGCGAGUGCGACACAACGGCGCCCAGAUUGCAGCCCGCCGUCGAAUUAAUAGGGCCGCGGAGGAGACCGACCGGAAGCCGUGAAGCUGCCAGAUUAUUGCCCGCUUCCCGUCCCUCAAGAUCGCAGUCGGCUCCAAGCGCCGCUCAAGCAGCGGCUCGCGCACGCGUCGCGCGGCACUUCUGCGACCUGUGUCGACACGGUCUGACGCGACCGCUGAGGCUGCGACAUCAGCGCGGUUCCGCACUUCCGCCGGUACCGCAUUGGGACACCAGUUACGAUGAGGUCACGACCUGACAAGCUGUCAAUCGCCGCCAGCACUCCGGGACCGCCGUCUCGUGCUCAAGACUAACCGCCUGUCUUCGUCGUGUUGUGUCCGAAAAGAACUAUUUACUCCGUUCUUCGACGUCUUCUACGCAGGAGGGCAUGUUCGAAAUGCUUUACCUGAAGGACUGAUCAAGAAACGCUUUCGGCAUCACCUUUCUUCUGGCCCCCUGAUCCACCGUCCGCCUUCUGCUUGUGCGUAGUGUGUAACUUAUGUCGCCCUGCUGCAGUAUUGUCGAAGGCCCACUUAGAAUGGCCGCGAAAUACGGGAGCACCUGAAUGUGAUACAAGAAAACAGAGCCAAGAAACCCUAACGUUUCGGCUUUUUUUUUUUGUUCGCGCUUUAUUUCAUUUGCCUCGGUAGAUUACGCUGGACAAAGUCAGGGUAGCUUGUUCGGUUAGUUUGUCACUCGCUGUGCAGUAAGAGCCAUUUCAUAUUUAAGUAACCGCUAGUUCCCCAGAUCUGCGCUUGUAUAUGUGCUGAGCAUCAAGAAGUGAUUGUCUGGCGGAUUCUGUGUGAAACACGUCCAGUAACGCUUUGAGCAGGUCAUCGCAUCGCUUCUGAUGCGCGUCAUAUAAAGGAGAGCGCCACUCACUCGCAGGCACUUGCACAAGACUCGAGACCCCGGUAUGCCCUAGGCCAUGGAUCUGUAUCUCAACGACAGUGUCUUCGGCAGCAAUGGCACGGGAGCCGAAGGUGUAUCUCUCGUCAACCUCAGCUCAGAAGACAUCAUGACAGAGAACAUGUACAUCCUGCCGUGGUGGGGCCAGGCGGCCUGGACUUUGCUGUUCGGGAGCAUGGUUCUGGUGGCCACAGGAGGCAACCUGAUCGUCAUCUGGAUAGUGCUGGCACACAAACGCAUGCGCACGGUCACAAACUACUUCAUUGUCAAUUUGAGCUUAGCGGACACGAUGGUGUCAACAUUGAACGUCAUCUUCAACUUUAUUUACAUGCUAAACGGGGACUGGCCGUUCGGAACAGCCUACUGCAAGGUGUCCAACUUCAUUGCCAUCGUGUCUGUGGCAGCCAGCGUGUUCACCCUAAUGGCCAUCUGCAUUGACAGGUACAUGGCGAUCAUGCGUCCACUGCGGCCUCGGAUGUCCAGGGCGACGACGCUGAACAUCGCCAUCUGGAUCUGGGUGGCGAGCAGCCUUCUCUCGCUGCCGAACAUACUGUACUCGACCACCAAGGCAGAAAUCUUUGCCAACGGCGACUCUCGCGUCAUAUGCUACAUCUUCUGGCCCGACGGUGACGUCACCGAGAGCCACGACGAAUACGUGUACAACGUUGUGAUCCUGAUUGUGACAUACAUGAUACCGGUGACAUCGAUGGCCUUCACCUACUUCCGCGUCGGCCGUGAGCUGUGGGGAAGCCAAAGCAUUGGCGAGUGCACAGCCAAGCAGAUCGAAGCCAUCAAGUCGAAGAGAAAGAUCGUGAAGAUGAUGAUCGUGGUGGUGGUAAUCUUCGCCGUGUGCUGGCUACCAUACCACGUGUACUUCCUGGCCACACACCACCACCCGGAGAUAACUCAGUCCGAGUAUAUCCAGCAUGUCUACCUGGCCAUCUACUGGCUCGCCAUGUCCAACUCUAUGUACAACCCGAUCAUCUACUGCUGGAUGAACAGCAGGUUCCGCGAGGGCUUCAAGCGUGUCUUCUGCUGCCUGGCCUUCAGCGACCGGGAGACUGCGCAGCUGCGUCAGCACAUGGCGGCCACGCGCUACUCGUGCUCGGAGCCGUACGCCGACACUCGGGUCACGUUCAACGGGACCGCCACGGCCGUCCCGCUGCACACGCUCACCGAGACCAUGAGCGCAGGGAACCUGACCGCCGGCGGCCCGGCAAAGUUCAGGGGCUGCGGCUCGGACGUGUGACGAACGCUGCCGCCGGCCCGGUCGGCCCGGCUUGUCCCGCACGCCACUGCGGCGGCGCACGCCCUCUGAGUCCGUGGCGAGCAGCUUCUUGGCAAAGCGAUGCUCGGGCGCGCACAAUGGGCCUUUACCGCGCGUAAAUCAGGGGUCAGCCAGAAUACGACUGCGGGCUUUGCGCCAACACUCGAUGCGCCGCGCAUCUGUCCGAUUGCCCCCCUCCGCCCUGUUUUCUACUUUAUUUUAUUGCCAGUUUCAACACCCUCGUUCUCUUUUACUCUCUCGGGUUCGAUUUGCGGAAAAUAUGUCCGAGGACAUGAAAGAACGGCUAAACGGACCAAAAGAGGAAGUACUUAGCGUCGGAUUUCGAUUACACAGGUGGCAGGAACAAGGACGUCCAAAAAGAGGGGGGGUGGGGGUACAAUAUGGGCCGUCUUACUUCCAAGAGAAAAGGAAGAGGCUAUGGAUGACGCGUAGGAUACGCACGGCGAGGACGAAAAAGAAAAACGAAGAAGAACCGAAGAAGAUUUAUUAAUUAUCGUGUUUUCUUGCGUGUUUUCAUUUUUGGCGAUGUCCAACUUCCCGCUUCGUGGCGUCCCACUCACGCCCUAAUAUAAUAAAUGCUUUAUCAGUAGCAAGAUAGAGAAGGCAGGCCACAGUUACGCGGCAAGGGAAACGCCGGUCGGUCUCCGUGCGUGUGAAUUUCGACGAUCUUCAUUCGCAGCGCACCGUAGUCGGCGAAUGGCGGUUAUCGUGAACAAGCCACGGUCAUGGGCACGAGGAGCUGUUGUGCUGAUGUGUCGGCUCGGCUGCUGCACUAAUGGUGUCGCUGUGUUGAACUUCUCGUUUCAUUGUUGUCCGUUACUCAUAAGGACAGUGUGUAGUGCAUUUUCUUAAGCGUUUCCCGGCGAUGUUCAGUAUUGUGUCCCCUAGUAUCAAACUCCAUGGAAUGCAUGGUACACGCACUGAACGGACGGCAAGAAACCAGGAUGACGAAUCAUUUUAUUUCGUGCGCCUCAGUAGCCCCUGUACGAACGAUGACAUGAGUUCCGUGCAGUAACAGCACUGGCAGAAAAUCUAUGCGCUCCGAAAGCGAUGGCUGCUGCUUAACAGUUGUCGCGAUUUUGGCAUCUUCGACAGAAAAAAAAAACAAUAUGAGAUCAAAGGUUCCGCAUUUCCUUAGGUAUAUAAACCCUUCACUUUUUAUCUAGACAAGACGGAUUUUUUACGUGGGUGUGUUCACGUAAACUACCAAGCUUUACUUGCACAAAAGCAGUACUCCUGUCAUCCUAAUGAAAUACGUGUUUCGUUGCGCGUUUGCUUCAGGAAACGAAGAUCAUGUCGGACCAACUUUCCGAGCUACGUAAGCACAAGUGCCAAGGCACUCGUAAAGUUAUCUAUGAAGUCGUUCAAGCUCAUUCUUGCUCGUAUUUUUCCCCCUUCGUAAAAAAAAAUCGCUUGGAAAACAAAAUUCUAACGCCAAGAAACGUUCUUGACGAUAUCAAAUCUAGUUUUAUGGAGUACGCCUAUGCCAUCUGCAUAACAGACACUAUUCCUUUGCCCAUUUUGUUUCGGUGCUUGCACAAAGCUCGUACAUUAUGACGGCACACAAUUUUAAAUCGGAUAAUGCUGAAAUGUUGCUUGUUGGAGCUACCUUGCGAAAGGCUUGGUCUCUUGCUCUUUUUCUUUUUUUCUUUUAAGUGCAUCAGCCGUAAGAAGCCGCUGCAAAUAGCGCACGUACUUGACGCUUGUGCCAAAGUGCAAAGAUUACUGCAUGUAUUCGCAAAAAUAAAAGGAAACGAAUAAGCUUUCUUUCUGCGCACCCGUGAUAAACGUAUCUGCUUAGGUCGGUAGCUGCAUUAUCUCCACAAUACACAUUCCCUUCAGGCGACAUUGGAACGCCCGACUGGGCUUUUAUUCCAUACCAGAACCAUUGCAUAUGAUCGCGCGUACGCUCCUCACAUCCGCUAGUAUUUCUUGGGGAUGGGUAUUUGACGCAGCACUAUGAAAUUUCUGCUUAAUUAUAUAUUGCUUGUACGGUAGUUUACUGCACCUUGAUUCAGUGAAACUUGCCUUCACAACUAGCAACGCGUGCAUCAUUCUAUUUUGUUAUACGGCUUUUUAUGACACGACUUUUCCAAAAAUAUUCACAAUUUCUCUUUACUGUUUGGCGAUUUUAUAUUGUUAGCUCUUUAUACAAACUACGGCCACAUUUUUGGUACUGUUCUCGCAAUUUAUGUCCCUGAUAAAAUAAGAAGUAAAUCAUUGACUGUUUUUUUUUUUUUUAUACGUUAAGACGCGUGAACCAAAUCGUAACGAAUAACGAAAACGAUCGGCCAGCUUACUGUUUCGUAUGUUCUGUUCGCAGAAAGGUGCGCGUACAGCUGGCUUUCGGGCUCACACUGAAGAGCCGCAGUUGUAGAAAGGAAAGAUUGAAAAAACUAAUCAUGCAGGAAAUUGUCAAGCUGCGAGAACAUCUAUUCCAUUACAUGCCAUGUAACGGACGGACUACAGCGCCUAGAUGUAUAAAUGUUUGCACCUUGCGAAGUGGUGCUGCACGUCGUUAUAGAGCUGCAUUACUCCACAUGAGGUUCCUCCUCACAGAGCUCAUAGACACGCUUUGUCCUAUAUUGCCACAGCUCUGAAAGUACGUCUGUCUCCUACAAAGAAUUUGGCUCGAUCGAGUCACGUCUCGUAUCAAAGUCCUUCAAUAUCCGAAUAUCUUUUCUUGAAAUCUACUUGUGCACCACAGUCCCAUUAGUCUGCUUCGGCUUAUAAGCGAUGGAGAACAGUAAGCUCAACGAAUGC